AACCGAAAUCGCUAAUGGGUUCCACAUACCGUUUACGGACCUAGAGCCAUCUUUCAGGAAAUUCAACGAAUAUAGCAAAUAUCUGCCUGCAAUUAGAGUAUUUAGACUACUCACGGACUUUUAACACAACACAACUAACCGCUGCACCUCAGUCAUUCAAAAAACCGCGUGAAUUACACCUAAAUUUAAAUUAUUGUGCACAAAGCAUUUCUUAAAUGCAUCUCUUCUAUAGCAGAAACCAUAAUUAGAAUGGAAUUUACUUACCCUUGAAUCGUUUAUUUAGAGUGUAAACAAUGACAUUAGAAACUUGACGGUCCAAGGUCCCCUGAAGACCGCUGUAACGCCACUCAAGGGCAGAGAAUCGCUUACGUGGCACCAAUUAACUUGUCAAACUAUGAAAUAUGAUCUUCACUCCCCAAGUCGUUAAGGGAACUUCCUCCACCGAAUUCAACUCAGUAGCAUUUAUGGACCAGCAAAGAUAACAAGUUUUCAAUAAAAAAACAAGAUUAUCAAAGUCUCCAUUCCCGAAUCACCAUGUCUCUGUACUCAAGCAACGCCAUCUUUCCCAAAACCGAGAUGCCGAUUCCGAACGGCUUCCCACCACAACUGAACGGAAACCGCAAUCCAAAGAACAAGAUGAUAUUCCUGGACGUCAAGCCUCCGCGGACCCCGAACAUGAAGAGCUCCGCCCCCACCAUCAGAACUCUGAAGAAUAACUUAACAGUCCCUCAAAUCAACCGAGAUAUCAUUUACGAGAACAUCAAACCUGUGGUCACCAUUCUUCGAGUUUUGGGGGUCUUUCCUGUGAGCAGGCCGCGUCCAGGAGUCAACCUCUUCCACUUGGCUUCUCCAUCCAUGCUAUACUCGGUGAUUGCAUUCUUCUCUCUGGUGACGUACGUCCUGUACCUCUCGCUGCACAAAGUCCAGAUCCUCCGGACGGCAGAAGGGAAGUUCGAGGAAGCUGUCAUUGAGUAUCUGUUCACGGUAUACUUGUUUCCAAUGACAGCUGUUCCUAUACUUUGGUAUGAAACGCGAAAGAUAGCUGGUGUAUUAAAUGGUUGGGUUGAUUUUGAGGUAGCAUAUAAAUCACUUUCCGGUAGAGUUCUACCGGUCAAGUUGUAUAAAAAAGCACUCAUAAUUUCCAUAAUCAUUCCUCUUCUAUCGACGGCGUCAGUGAUCAUUACCCACGUCACAAUGGUCCACUUCAAGUUGACGCAGAUAAUUCCGUACGUGUUUCUGGAAAUUCUGACCUACAUCCUCGGAGGGUACUGGUACCUUCUGUGUGAGACGCUGAGCGUGUGCGCCAAUAUCCUGGCUGAAGACUUCCAACAGACUCUCCGCCACAUCGGACCAGCAGGGAAAGUGGCGGAAUACCGAGCCCUGUGGCUGCGCCUGAGCAAGCUGGCCCGAGACACCGGCAUCGCCAACUGCUACACCUUCACCUUCGUGAGCCUGUACCUCUUCCUCAUCAUCACCUUGUCUAUCUACGGCCUGCUCAGCCAGAUCUCUGAGGGGUUCGGGAUCAAGGACAUCGGGCUGGCGCUGACAGCUUGCUGCAGCAUCUUUCUUUUGUUCUUCAUCUGUGACGAGGCACACUACGCUUCUCAUAAUGUCCGCACGCACUUCCAGAAAAAGCUCCUCAUGGUGGAGCUGUCCUGGAUGAACACGGACGCGCAGACGGAGGUGAACAUGUUCCUGCGCGCCACCGAGAUGAAUCCCUCGCAGAUCAGCCUCGGCGGCUUCUUCACCGUCAACCGACAUCUUUUUAAAUCUCUGCUAGCAACAAUGGUGACCUACCUGGUGGUGCUGCUCCAGUUCCAGAUCAGCAUCCCGGACGACAGCCAGGGCCAGCUGAUGGCGCCGCCCGAAGUGGUUUCAAACACGGCGCAGUCCGCCGCGGAACCACUCUCCACCACCAUGAUGACCAUACUCACCACCGUCGUCUCCAAGAAGAAGAAUAACAAGUCGCUUGUUUAAUUUAUUUGAUUGGAUUGCGUUUAUCUUGA
Plutella xylostella (diamondback moth) is the source of this 2006-nucleotide messenger RNA. RefSeq names its product Gustatory receptor 63a (gene Gr63a). NCBI's taxonomy places the organism in Eukaryota, Metazoa, Arthropoda, Insecta, Lepidoptera, Plutellidae. Gene Ontology annotation, biological process: sensory perception of taste. Gene Ontology annotation, cellular component: axon; dendrite; neuronal cell body. The record is from RefSeq and is a predicted model, not a curated record.